This is a messenger RNA of Prunus armeniaca (apricot), 852 nucleotides long. Lineage: Eukaryota; Viridiplantae; Streptophyta; Magnoliopsida; Rosales; Rosaceae. The record is from the annotation of a GenBank genome assembly.
AUGCAAAGCGAGUCCAACUACAAGGAAGAAGAACCAGAGGUAACCAUGUGGUCCCAGAAAGCAUGGGCCCUACUAUCCACAGUUCGAUCCCAAUCACCACUCAUCCAAUGCAUCACAAACUUCGUGUCGAUGGAUCUGAUGGCGAACACUCUCUUGUCCGCGGGUGCAUCACCCGCCAUGCUCCACACCUUAGAAGAACUCCCGGAAUUCACGCCUCAGGUCCACGCGCUCUGCGUCAACGUGGGCACACUUUCCGCCGGCUGGCUACCGGCCAUGAAGCUGGCCGCUGAACUGGCACAUAAGUCCGGUAAGCCUUGGGUUCUCGACCCAGUUGCCGCCGGUGCCUCCAGUUUCCGGUUAAAGGCUUGCUUGGAGCUUGUGGAGCUUAAGCCUACUGUUAUCAGGGGAAAUGGGUCCGAGAUUAUCGCCCUCGCCAAGGCUUCUGUGGAACCCACCAAGGGUGUAGACAGUUCCCAUGAGUCAACAGAUGCAGUAGAGUCAGCAAAGUCACUGGCUCAAGCCAGUGGUGCCAUAGUGGCAGUUUCUGGAGCUGUUGAUAUUGUUACAGAUGGGAAGAAAGUUGUUGGUGCUCACAAUGGGGUUGCCAUGAUGACAAAGAUAACAGCAACAGGGUGUUCAGUCACUGCCCUCAUUGCUGCCUUUGUUUCGGUUGAUCAAUCACAUGUAUUGGAAGCUACAGCUUCGGCGUUAUCGAUAUUUGGGAUUGCUGGUGAGAUGGGAAUGAAAAUGGCAAAUGGUCCAGCGUCAUUGCGGAUUCAUUUGAUAGAUUCACUCUACGGGAUCGAUGAAGCGUGUGUGCUUUCUCAUGCUAAAAUCACCAGCUUGUCGUGA